Messenger RNA from Exophiala oligosperma, 1664 nucleotides. RefSeq lists its product as uncharacterized. Bases 8 to 1390 code for a protein of 460 amino acids. The record is from RefSeq and is a predicted model, not a curated record. NCBI's taxonomy places the organism in Eukaryota, Fungi, Ascomycota, Eurotiomycetes, Chaetothyriales, Herpotrichiellaceae. The transcript has 4 exons.
AUCUGUGAUGCAUCCCUUGUACGGAAGGCCAGAAUGUGCAUUUAGAACCUCGUCUUUCUCGCGAAAAAAUCUCUCUUUGUUUUUGUUCCUUUCCCCAUCUCCUGGUCAUUCCUUCGUUGUUGCAGGCCAUCACCCUAAUUCAUUCUCUGUCCAAUUUUCACUCCUUUUUGUUUGUUUGUGUUCUCUAGAAGAACAUCAGUUCAAAAUCAAGAUGCCGGCAAUCCGUUCCUUUUACACCCUCACUGUUUUGGCAGCUUGCCUGGCGCAAGUAUAUGCCGGUGACUACUCAGGUGGUGCUGGUGGUGGUGCUGGUGACCAGGGUUCUUGGAGUGGUGGCGGCGGUGGUGGUAACUACGGCUCCGGAGGAGGUAUGAGCGGAGGUCAGGGAGGCGGCAUGGGAGGAGGCAUGGGAGGAGGCAUGGGUAGCUGGGGUGGCGCCGGUGGUGCCGGCAAGGGUGGCGGACAGAGUUGUCCACCACAACAGAGCUGUCCUGCAUGCCCUGCAGUGCCUCCUGCACCGAGUUGUCCAGAAACGAUGUGCCCACCAGCAGCUGGAGCCAUGACGGAGACAGUUACUGUCACCGCGGCCUCUCCUUGCUCCUCAGCAGUGACCGCAUACGUGACUCAAUGGAUGAACGCACCGCCCGGCUGCUUCUGCGGCUCUGGAAGUCCCCCAGCUUGGAUGAUGACCGCCGCCGCCGCCGCUGCUGUUGGUGGUUCGGGCAACCAGCCCUUGGGAAACGCACCAGUCGCCACCACUGUUGCUGGUGCCUUGACCCCAGGUCUGUCUUCCAUCCCAGCCUCCGAGGCUGUACAGACCGGAGUUACGAUGGCAGGUGGCGCCGCAGCCGCCGCAGCACCACCUCCAGCACCUACUCCCGCCGCCGCCGUCUCUCCAGGUGGCUUCUUUGGUUCGGCAAACAGCGCUUCUACGGCGACAAUGUCUGGUACGGUGACUUCUGGUUCUAGCAGCGUCCCUUCAUCUAACACUUCCGAGGCUAAGGCAGGGGAGGCUACUAAAACAGAAGCCACGACGUCCACGUCCACAAAACCAGCAGCAGCAUCGGUGUCGUCGUCGACCACUACGACGAUAUCCAGAACCGAUGCGACUUUCAAUACCGCCAAAGCAAUUUCACAACCUGAUUCUUCAUCUUCUGAUUCCCCCACGACCACCUCCACAGCCACGUCAAAAGGGUCUCCCGCUUCUUCUUCUUCUCCUUCAUCAUCACCAACAACGACGGUGGUUUCUUCUGCUGCCCAGCAAGAUGGUGCUGGUGGCGGUGGUGCCGCAGGGGCGUUUAGCACCAUCGAUCCGGCGAGCUUGACUCUCAAGAACGCUCUCACGCUCGGUAUUGGGAAACGAGCGCCGGCGCCGACGGGGGUAUCAUGAAACAAAAAAACAAAAAAUCGAGUAUAAAAGAACAAAUGGGUGAUGGUUUGAUGUCGUUUUUUUUAUUACAUAGGACGCCCGCCUUUUCUGUACGCAAGGCCUGGGCCAUGGACACACUUUCUUGGGGGAAACCCGGAGGGUUUUUGGAUGAUACCAAAGAUAUCAAAGAAUCUUUUAUAUAUAUAUAUUCUAAACAGCUUGUAUUCAUGUGGGGAAAAAGGAAUGGUCCAGAGAACAAAACCUUACAGUACUUUUUUUAGAAACUGAGACUGGC